GAUUUGAGAAACAUAGAGCAUUUGCCAGAAGAGACAUCUUCACUGAAUGGCUUCUUGUACGGUACAAUGGAGGAUUAAUGGCUUCUGGGUUUUGGAAGCAAGCACGAAACUUUAUGUCAUGGCGAUGUUGCUUCAUUUCCCCCCCUGCUAUAUUGCAUUUCACCUUUGUAUUCAUGUCUAUCCCCCCCCCCCCCCCCCCCCCCCAAUUGCAAUCCAUCUUUUGUAUUGUCAUCUGGACCUUGCAAUUGCAGUAGUAUUGCACCCGGGUUCCUACUAUGGAGUUCUUCUUAACUCUAUGAUUUUUUGCCACUUUGAUUUAAAAACCUGUGUAUGAUAAAGGAAAUGAAAUACUUAUAUUAGUUGAUAGCACUCAUGAACAAGACCAACUACAAUUUAAUCAAACCAGUACCAGUCCAUCAAUAAACAACCCUCUACAAUUUGCUUCAAUCAUAGAAUGU
Linum tenue is the source of this 458-nucleotide messenger RNA. The record is from the annotation of a GenBank genome assembly. Lineage: Eukaryota; Viridiplantae; Streptophyta; Magnoliopsida; Malpighiales; Linaceae.